Glycine soja is the source of this 611-nucleotide messenger RNA. RefSeq names its product transcription factor TGA9-like. Lineage: Eukaryota; Viridiplantae; Streptophyta; Magnoliopsida; Fabales; Fabaceae. The record is from RefSeq and is a predicted model, not a curated record. The coding region runs from base 146 to 481 and encodes 111 amino acids. The transcript has 4 exons.
GUAUAUUAUAUUUAUAUGGACAUAUGCACACACUUCAAUUUUUUAUAUUCUACAACUUUGUGAUGAAUUGAGUUUCUUCUACUUUGUGAGAAACUUUUAGUUUCAACUUCAGAGAAGGUGAGAAUGGUCUAAGAAGAAGCCUUGCAUGGCGAGCCAAAGAAUAGGAGAAACGGGUUUGUCUGAGUCAGGACCUUCAAGUCACCAUGUCCCUUAUGGAGUUCUUCAUGGGAUUAAUACUUCAUCAUCAGCCCUAAUCAAUCAAGGGUCUGCUUUUGAUUUUGGAGAGCUGGAAGAGGCUAUUGUUCUGCAAGGAAUUAAGAUAAGAAAUGAUGAAGCCAAAGCAUCAGCUUUAUUCACAGGCAGGCCUUCAGCCACACUGGAAAUGUUCCCUUCAUGGCCAAUGAGAUUCCAGCAAACCUCAAGAGGAGGUUCAAAGUCAGGAGAGGAAAGCAGUGCAAUACACCAAAACAAUGGCAGAUAAAGAUGCUUUUUGCUACCCUUAUCAUGUUCAUGAUUGCACAUCACCACAAGAGAAUUUGCCCAAUAAAGGGCCUUUUCAUUCAGAAAUGCUUCCCAAAAAUUCUGUGAGCAAAUCACAUUCUUUUAUUUUA